UCUCUUGGUGGCAGCGGCUCAGAGGGGCCUUUGCUGGACGCUGUUGCGAGGGAGGCUAUUGUAGCUGCAGUUGCUGACCUGGCGGAGCGGCGGCAAGCGGCUGCGGCCGAAGCGGCAGCGCGCAGCAGUGAUGAGGACGGCGGCCAGGAGGAGGAGUUGAGCGAGGAGGGCGGCAGCGAUGGGAGCAAGGGUAGAGGCGCAGUCGCGGCGGCAGGGGCAGCUGCCGGAAAGAAAAGGCAGCGGGACGCGUGUGGCGGCUGCACGCGCGGGGCCUGCGGCCAAAGCCACGAGGCGGGCGCUGAAGAUGAGGAGGCCCCAGAGGAGAGGGAGCGGCGGCGGGGCAAGCGACGAGGUCAGGCGGCUGCUGGCGGCCAGGCGGGCGGCGGCGAGGACGCACACAAGGGUGACCAGCGAGAGGCUCCGCCUGACCCUGCAGCAGCACCGGGAUUUAGCUUUGGAUUUCAGCUGUAA
Messenger RNA from Monoraphidium neglectum, 471 nucleotides. RefSeq lists its product as hypothetical. The transcript has a single exon. The annotation marks the transcript as partial. The record is from RefSeq and is a predicted model, not a curated record. NCBI's taxonomy places the organism in Eukaryota, Viridiplantae, Chlorophyta, Chlorophyceae, Sphaeropleales, Selenastraceae.